Messenger RNA from Lethenteron reissneri (Far Eastern brook lamprey), 2125 nucleotides. RefSeq names its product neuroligin-2-like. NCBI's taxonomy places the organism in Eukaryota, Metazoa, Chordata, Hyperoartia, Petromyzontiformes, Petromyzontidae. The record is from RefSeq and is a predicted model, not a curated record.
AGCUGGAACGAGCGACCGAACGAGCGAGCGAGUGAGCGAGCGAGCGACUUGGCGAGCGCGCGGACAGCAAAAACCAACGACACGAGCUUCAACUAAGGGGAACCGUCCGGACGAAUCCCCGUUCACGAUGCUGUGGAUUACGGCUCACGCGAGACCGGCUCGGCCGCUGCUGCUGACGCUGCUGCUGCUGGAUCUGGCGACGAGCGGGAUCCAGGGCGGUGGAGGCUCGGCGCAGGCUGCCUCGCCCGGCCAGGAGGCGCCCAUCAUCCAGACGAGCUACGGCAAGCUGCGUGGCACGCGCGUCAACCUUGUCAACGAGAUCCUGGGGCCCGUGAACCAGUACCUGGGCGUGCCGUACGCGGCGGCACCCGUCGGAGAGCGCCGCUUCCAGCCGCCCGAGCCCCCGGCCUCGUGGCAGCAGACGCGCAACGCGACGCGCUUCGCGCCCGUCUGCCCGCAGAACGUCCAGGGGGUGCUGCUCGAGGUCAUGCUGCCCGUGUGGUUCACCUCCAACGCCGAGGUGGUGGCGAGCCACCUGCUGGAGCAGAGCGAGGACUGCCUCUUCCUGAACGUCUACGUGCCCACGGAGGAUGACAUCCGUGACGAGGGCCCGCGCCCCGUCAUGAUGUACAUCCAUGGCGGCUCCUACAUGGAGGGCACCGGCAACCUGUUCGACGGCAGUGUCCUCGCCAGCUACGGCAACGUCAUCGUCGUCACCCUCAACUACCGCCUCGGAGUGCUCGGCUUCCUGAGCAUGAACGAUCCGGCGGCGAAAGGCAACUACGGCCUCCUCGAUCAGAUCCAAGCGUUGCGCUGGAUCAGCGAGAACAUCGUCCACUUUGGGGGAGACCCUCUGCGGGUGACGGUGUUCGGCUCAGGAGCGGGCGCAUCUUGCGUCAACCUGUUGACGCUAUCGCACCAUUCUGAAGGUAACAGGUGGAGCAAUUCUUCAAAAGGUACAAAGAGCUCACCCACCCCAUUGACCUCUGAACUCCGUACGCCCACAAGCUUCGCGUUCGGCAUCAAAUCGUCCGAGUGCCCGCUGGAGAUCGCAGACCGACGAGGCAAAAAGGACAGCAUCGUCUGCAAAAAACAGCGAUGCCACCUCCACGCCCCGAUAGACAGAAAAGGCCAAAACGAAUCGUUUGGGUUUUCUGGGAACAUCUGGCGGAAGGACCCAGUGCAGAAAGACUUCAACUUCUACAUCCGAGAAGACUUCUCCUGCACUCCAUGGGACGUCGUGGACAUUGAGUCCGAGUGGACGAUGUUCAGUGCCUCGAUUGCCGAUGCAGCUGCCAUCAAGGCGCAGCCACAGGCGGUGGGCGCCUCGCUGCUCUUCCUCAACAUCCUCGCCUUCGCCGCCCUCUACUACCGCCGGGACAAGCGCUUCGUGGUGGGCCACAACAACAACAACAACGGCGGCGGCGGCGGCGGCAACGGCCACCACCACCACCACCAGCUCCACCAGCCGCAGCAGCACCACGUGCACCACCAGCACCUCGGGCAGCAGCAGCAGUUGCUGCUUCGCGGCGGCGGCGGAGGCGGCGGAGGAGGAGGAAUCGGCGGGGGAGGAAUCGGCAUCGGCAUCAUCGGCGGUGGCCGCCUGCACAGCCCGCAGCAUGGCAACGAGGUGGGCCACGCGGCCGACGAGUUGAUGGCCCUGCAGCUGAAACACGGAGACCGCGGCGGCGGCCUCAGCGGCCUCGGCGGCGGCCUCGGCAGCGGCCUCGGCUCCAACGGGGGCGGCGGGCCGUGCGACGAGCCGACGCUGGCGUCGUACGGCGACUUCCCACCCGACUACACGCUGGCGCUGCGACGCUCGCCGGAUGACGUCCCGCUCAUGGCGCCCGGCGCCAUCACGAUGGUGCCCAACGCGCUGGUGGGCCUCGGCUCCCCGGGCGGGCAAGGCGGCGGGGGAGGAGGCGGUGGAGGAGGUGGAGGAGGAGGUGGAGGGUCGUCCUCGCUGCAGAACGCGCAUUUCCAGCAGCAGCUGCUGGCGUUCGGGAGCGGCGCUCCGUUCGGGGGGGGCGGAGUGGGAGCCGCCGGGCAGCCCCUGCCCGCAAUGUCCGGGGCGGCGUUCAGCAGCGGCACGCUGCCGCACUCGCGCUCGACCACGCGCGUCUGA